AUGGAAUCAAUGAAGCCGAAUAUACCACCGUUAAAUAUCGCCAAGUCAAAUUCGAAUAUUGAUCACGACAACAAAGAUACGCCCGCUCGCUUUUAUUCCAAUAACGGCCAAUCUGAGAUUACGCCGCCUUUAACGCCCCAGGGAACUCGGGAACAACACAGUAUGGAACAACUCGAAGCCCCGAGGGCAAUCUUUCACAACUACCUCCGCGCGUUCUAUCCUUUCCAUCCUGCCGGCAAUGUCUCGCCAUCCACCGUCACACUGCCUCUUGACCAGGGAGAUAUUAUCCUGGUCCACUCCGUUCACACCAAUGGCUGGGCCGACGGUACCUUGUUAGAUUCGGGAAAUCGGGGCUGGCUACCGACCAAUUAUUGCGAGGCAUACGACCAAUUACCCAUGCGGCCGCUGCUCAAGGCGCUCACCGAUUUUUGGGAUAUCAUUCGUGGAGGAUGCGGGUCAUCAUUAAAGGAUUUUGGAAAUCAAGAUUUAAUGCGCGGUCCCAUUGCCGGUGUCCGGUUUCUUCUGGAAAAAUCGGAGUGCCUGACAAGGGAAUCACCGCUGGUGAAGAAAUACGAUGGAUUACGGAGGAUUCGGAAAGCUCUCUUGUCUGAUCUUUCCUCGCUCGUGAAGACCGCUAAACGCUUUCAAGAAGUGGCCAAUGGUACCCCAGCCGAGGAUGAAGUCGAGGGCAUCUUGGAUGAAAUGCUUCUGAAGGCCUUCAAGAUCGUCACCCGUGGCGUUCGUUUCUUGGAUGUUUGGAACGAGGAAGUUGGUCUCAGCCGCACCAUUGCUGAGAUGGAAGCUGGAGGCGAUCUUAGCCAAUACGAGCUGCCUCCGACGCCAGCCUCCGAGUCAUUCAGCACAGUCGAUACCUCCGCCACUUCGGACAAUGGCACCGAGCGGAAUGAAUCUCGACAGAUGAGCCAUAGCCGGAUGGGCGUGAGCCGGGCAUCGAUGCGCACUGAGAUGCUUGAUCACCCGCGUCCUGUCUCCGUCUCCACUAAGAGGAUAUCCGUCUCCCACCGAGUUUCCUACACCGGCCCCUCGUCUGCCAUCUGCGUUCAGAACCUGGCUUCGGGCCGGUUGGGCACGACCUACGAUGCUUUCCUUGGUGUGCUGGGCUCAUUUAUCGGCCUGCACAUGCAGUCCCGAUCUUCAACCGAGCUGGUGAUCACCACUCAGCAGGCCGUCUCGUCCUGCCGAGCUUUGUUGAAUGUGGUUGAGACAGUCUGCGAGCACGACUCCCAGCGCAAUGUUUCCCUGGACGAGGCUCGCGAUGCGAUGUGCGAGAAGCUCUCGGAGCUGGUCCACGCUGCUCGCGAUGUCUUCCGCCCUGCUAACGCGCAAGAUGAUGAUCUUGUGUUUAUGCCCGAUGAGGGCAAGCGUCUCAUGGAUGCCGCGACGGACUGCGUGCGCGCUGCUGGUAACUGCCUAGCCAAGGCCCGCAUGGUGCUGGAACAGACCGGCGAUAUCGAGCUGGAGGCCAUUGAUGAGGAGGGUGCCUCGUCGACCCAGGUGCCGGACAUUGUCACACCCCAGGCUCAGGAGCCAGAGCAACUGCCACAGCAACCAGAAGAACCAGCCAAGUCGAUGGAGACCAGUGAAUCGACAACACCUGCCGAGGCCGUGCCCCCGCCCGUCGAAAAGGACGACAGCAAGAUGGAGAAACAGGAGCUCUCGUUGCGCCUGCCUCCGCCGCCGCUGCAAAUUCCAAACUCGACCUACUCGCCGUCGACGCCUGGACUGACCGAUGCGACCACCCCCUCCUCCUUCCACUCACAUCUUUCCUCGCACCCCUCCACUCUUUCCUCUCUUCCCAACUCUGCCACCCUCCCCACCCAUUUUGAAAAGAUGUCCCAAUCCUUCUCUUCAUACGAAAGCGGCUAUCGCGAGAGUCACAAGUCCGACGGCGAAUCUUUUGGCCGAGGUGUGACAAGCACGGGUAGCAGCUUCACCUACAACAGCCACACACGCGACUCUGAGAUGAGCGGUGUUUCGCAGACCUCCACCCGGGCUACCUCGCCGGACAUUGGGGGCAGCUUCAGCGGCAGCUUCCAAGGCCCCUCCCUAAAGGAGAGUGUCAGCCACUCGACUUUGGCCGAGGAGAACGAGGAGACCGAGGCCCACCUGCUGGAGAAGACGUUUGCUCACGAACUGGUCUACCGUGAGGGCCAAGUGACUGGCGGCAGUCUGCGUGCAUUGAUUGAGAAGCUCACAGCCCACCAGUCGACCCCGGACGCUGAGUUCGUCUCCACUUUCUACCUCACCUUCCGUCUCUUCGCGACACCCAUGGAGUUCGCCGAAGCUCUUGCCGAGCGUUUCGACUACAUCGGCGAUACUCCUCAUGCUGCUGGUCCAGUUCGGCUGCGCGUGUACAACGUGUUCAAGGGCUGGCUCGAGUCUCAUUGGCGCCACGACCGGGACAACACUGCCCUGGACUUCAUCAUUAACUUCGCCAAGACGAGCCUCAUGAACGACCUUCCCUCGGCUGGCAAGCGUCUGGUAGACCUGGCUGAGAAGGUGUCUGCUGUCCAUGGCCCUCUCGUCCCCCGCCUGGUCUCCUCUAUGGGCAAGACGAACACCGCCAUUGCUCAAUACGUUCCUCCCGAUACCCCUCUCCCUCCCCCAAUCCUCAGCAAGAAGGAAAGCAACAUGUUGAAGCAGUGGAAGGAGGGCGCGGGCUCGAUCACUAUUCUGGAUUUUGAUCCUCUCGAGUUGGCCCGGCAGUUGACUCUCAAGGCGUCUCCCAUCUUCUGCUCUAUCCUCCCGGAGGAGCUUCUCGACACCGAGUGGGCUCGCAAGUCUGGCUCGCUGGCUGUGAACGUCCGCGCCAGCUCGACCCUGUCGACCGACCUCACCCACCUGGUGGCCGACUCCAUUCUGCACCUCGAGGAGCCCAAGAAGCGUGCCGCCAUAAUUAAGCACUGGGCUAAGAUUGCCAGCAAGUGCCUGGAGCUGAACAACUAUGAUUCUCUCAUGGCCAUCAUCUGCUCCCUGAACUCGUCUGCGAUCGCCCGUCUCCACCGGACUUGGGAAAUCGUCUCACAGAAGACCAAGGCCACCGUGGUCCAGCUCUCAACUGUUAUGGAUAGCGGUCGCAACUACGCAGUCCUGCGCCAGCGUCUGCAGAACACUGUGCCGCCGUGUCUGCCAUUCGUUGGAACUUACCUGACUGACUUGACCUUCACUGAUCACGGCAACCCGUCUCUCCGUUCCCUGCCGACGGAUGAUGGCAACACCGCCGUCAUCAACUUCGACAAGCAUAUGAAGACUGCUCGCAUCAUCAGCGAGCUCCAGCGGUUCCAACACCCUUACCGCCUGACUGAGGUCCCUGAGCUGCAAACCUGGAUCCAGAACGAGCUCGUGCGUGUCCGCGCCAAUGCCGAAAUCGCUGCAGGCGCCUACUACCGCCGAUCUCUCGUUCUCGAGCCUCGUCCCUCACAAAGCGCAUCCAAUUUGCAAGCCCAGUCUCAGUCCCAGACCGAGUCUAACCCCCCACCUUCCAUCCUCGACAACGCGAAGGACAAAUUUGACUUCCUCGCCUGGACCCACGCGUCUAAGCCCAAGUCAAUUGCCACCAACGGCUAA
Penicillium argentinense is the source of this 3588-nucleotide messenger RNA. RefSeq names its product guanine nucleotide exchange factor. The record is from RefSeq and is a predicted model, not a curated record. Gene Ontology annotation, molecular function: protein binding; guanyl-nucleotide exchange factor activity. Gene Ontology annotation, biological process: positive regulation of GTPase activity; Ras protein signal transduction. Gene Ontology annotation, cellular component: plasma membrane. Bases 1 to 3588 code for a protein of 1195 amino acids. The transcript has 2 exons. NCBI's taxonomy places the organism in Eukaryota, Fungi, Ascomycota, Eurotiomycetes, Eurotiales, Aspergillaceae.